Durusdinium trenchii is the source of this 1674-nucleotide messenger RNA. Lineage: Eukaryota; Dinophyceae; Suessiales; Symbiodiniaceae. The record is from the annotation of a GenBank genome assembly.
AUGUGGAGUGUCAACUUGAUCCUGAUAGCAGUGGUGGUGCUUCCGUCACUGUGGCUGUUGGCCUCGGUCUUUCAGAACCUUUGGAUUCCCCUGGUGGUCCUGGCUGCAGCCUUCCUCUUGUACGUCCUGGGCAAAUUGCUGGAGGGCUUGCAAUUCAAUUUCCAGCUCUUUGGUGCCAACACCACCUCGUCCUUGACGAUGACCAUUGACGCCGCGGAGCUGGAGGUGCUCAAGGUGGAGUUUCGAGAGCUGAAGGAGCAGUUGUUUGGGGAGGUGGAAAUCUCCGAGGGGAGGCUUGGGAAGUCCUUGGCCAUGCUGCGGAACUUGAGCCGCCUCGAUGCCAAGGUGCAAGAGAUGAGGGAUGUCCUUCGCAUGUUGGAGCACGAUCAGAGCAGCACCUUGGAGGAGAUCUUCCUCCGGCAGCAGCAGAAGGGCCGUGAGUUGGCACGCUUCGCGGUGGACCUGCUAACAGAGACGCUGACCGCCCAGGACUUUUGGAAGCAGCUGGGUCCUCACUUGUUGGCUGCUGGGGUCGUCCAACAUCUGGAUCCCGAGACGAUGCUCCGUCUGGAGACCGAGAAGGCACGUGCCCAGGAGCAGCUGCGGAUCGAUCGUGGCAUUCCCCAGAGCAUUGAACACAUCAGGGUGGGUGGCUGGAUCCGGCUUUACGAAGCGAUGGCGAAGGACUUCGACCAGUCCCUGCCAUAUCGCGCCUCCGUGUUCUUGGCUGUAUGCACUGCUUUGGUUGGCCUGGGACUGUUCUACCAGAUCAUGAAGCGGCGCAUGCGGAUUCCACGGCUGGUGGAUGAGACCUCGGUCUCCUGGCGGUUUCGAAGGAAGGGCGACGCAUCGGUGCGAGAAGUUUUUGAUGGCGAUCGACAGUCCAUGGAUCGGCCCAAGGUGGUGCUGUCGGAGGAGGUACGACAGACCGUGGAGGACAUGGCCCUAGUGGCCUCGAAGCGGAGGCACCGCUCCCACUCGCUGCCGCUGCCGCUGCCCAACGCCGUGUUCUUCGGACCGCCGGGCACGGGCAAGUCGCUCACGGCCCGGCGCUUGGCGGAGUCCUGCGGCAUGGACUAUGCCAUCCUCUCGGGUGGCAACAUCUUGGGUUUGAAGGAAGAGGCCGUCCCAGAGCUGCGCCGCGUCUUUCGCUGGGCGCGCAGGUCCUCACGGGGUUUGCUGCUCUUCAUCGAUGAGGCGGAGGCGUUCCUUUGUUGCCGGAGUUCACAGAGCAACUCCUAUGUGCAGGCAGCGGUGUCUUUCUUCUUGGCGCAGACGGGUGCUUCCAGCUCGCAAUUGCAGCUGAUCCUUGCAACCAAUCGCAUCCAGGAUUUGGAUGGCGCCGUGCUGAGCCGACUGGUCCUUCGCAUCGAGUUCGGGUGGCCCGACGCACAGCUCUUGCAACAGCAGGUUGACGACCGGCUGUUGCGCUUGGAGCCAAAGGCCGCGGAGCGCUUCCAAAAGCUCGUGAUGGAGCGAGCAGAGCAAGGCGCGGCGGGCGGACCGUGCACGUUGGGCGAGGCGCUUCAUGGCUGGGCCUUCAGCGGGCGUGAUGUGCAGGGCCUGGUGGAGGAGUUUGCCCGACGCUGGAGCCUUGAAGAAGAGCUUGGGCGGAAAGCCGACAAGGAGUGGCUGGACCGUUGGUUCCUUCAUCGUGGAGUCGCUUCCUCCUGA